GUUGUUAUAAUGUGUAUUUGUGUUAGGAGACAGCUCAGCAUGUGACUGAGUUAUUGGAGCAGGAGCAGAUUGACAGACGAGCUUUACAGGAGCAAAACCAGGACGUCACAUCGACGGAGGACGAACUCAUUAAAAGGAACGAGGAACUUCAGUUACAAAUUGCUGAGUUGACAAUAUUAGCCAGAAUCAAGCAGAGUGAAAAUGGCGGAGGUGACGAAAACGAAACUGAAAAUAACUCUGAAGCUGUUCUAGAGAAAUACUGGGAGACUAAGAGAGAACUUGAAACCCUCCGGCAGAGAAUAAGUACAGAGUAUGAGGACCAGGUGGAGCGACUGCAACAUGCAAAGAAAGUACUAGAGAAAAAGCUCGCUGAUUCUGAUGCUGAAGUUGAGGACCUGAGGCGGAACCUGUCCCAGGCUCGUAAGAAAGGAUCCAAAUUUAGUUCUGAACUGAACGACUUGAAACUGAUGCUUGAGGCACAGCAGAACAGGAACGAAGAAUUGGAAAAAAGACAGAGAAAAUUUGAUUCUGAUAUUAAUUCAGUAAGAGAUGGAGCUAGCGAUGAGAAACAAGCCAGGGAGAGAUUGGAGAGAGAAAAGAAUUUAUUGUCAGCCGAUUUCACUUUAUUAGAAGAAAAAUACAAAAAAUUGAAAGAAGACCAUCAGAAACUUGAAAGUGAAAAGACUGAAAUAGAAACGGAGCUGUUGAAGAAAGGAAGCAUUAGUACUGAUAAUGAGAUUGUUUCUUUGAAAAAAAUGAAAAGAGAAUUGGAAUCAAAAAUUGAAGAGUUGGAGGAUGAAGUGGAUGAUUUGAAUAUAAAAGUUGAUUCAUUACAACAAGCUAAGUCUCGUUUGGAGCUGUCACAGAAUUCUCUCAAAACUCAACACCAAAAGGAGAUUGAGGGAAGGGAGGAAGACAUGGAGCAGCCGAAGGCCACCAUGAACAAGAAGAUAAAGACAAUAGAACAGCAGCUGGAGGAAGAACAUGAGUCCAA
Messenger RNA from Amphimedon queenslandica, 994 nucleotides. RefSeq names its product unconventional myosin-XVIIIa-like. Gene Ontology annotation, molecular function: actin filament binding. Gene Ontology annotation, biological process: actomyosin structure organization. The annotation marks the transcript as partial. The record is from RefSeq and is a predicted model, not a curated record. NCBI's taxonomy places the organism in Eukaryota, Metazoa, Porifera, Demospongiae, Haplosclerida, Niphatidae. The transcript has 8 exons. Gene Ontology annotation, cellular component: myosin II complex; myosin filament; cytoplasm.